Molecule: messenger RNA, 1401 nt
Organism: Linderina pennispora
Lineage: Eukaryota; Fungi; Kickxellomycota; Kickxellomycetes; Kickxellales; Kickxellaceae
Exons: 1
Coding region: 176-1213 (345 amino acids)
Source: RefSeq, a predicted model, not a curated record
CGCUUUUUUCUCCUUUCUUCUGCUUUUCCAUAGGAGACGCAAAAUCAAAUGCAGUGGCACCCGGCCGGCGUGCGACCACUGCCUGCGACGCAGCAUCCAGUGCGUAUACAAACCCCUGGCGCGCUCGACGCGGCGCUCAGGCUCGCUGACGACCAACCCCUCGGUGUCUCUGCAGAUGCCGCCCAGCUACGACUAUUCAGGGGCACACCCGAUCACGAUCCCCAUAGGGCCACAGCACGCGACCAUGUCAGCAUUCCACGGCGCGCAGUACAGUAGCGCACCACAGCAGAUCACAGCGCACAUGUACCAGCGGCAAAUCCGGCCGGCGAACGCGCUCCCAGCACACAUGUGUAAUAUGCAGUCGGGCUCGACGCCCUCGCCCUUAUGCUCGCCACAGCUCAUGUACAUGUACGGGCUGGGCGACGGCAUGAGCAGCCCGGGCAGCUUCUCCUCAGUGCACAGCGACUUGUCGGACCUGGCAACCGCCCACGGGUGCCUGCCGAGUGUUGCUACACCCGGCAGCGUGGUUGAGGAUCCGAUGAACUUUGCCAUGUUCGAUACCCAGGGAGUCGCGCAGAUGAGCCAGCCGGCGAUGUCCGUCGGCACGCCAAUGCAGGAUCUCACCAGCCUGCAAUCAGAGAUGGCCGGGCUUUCGCUGCCGAGCCAGUGGGCGACGCCGACUCAGCUGCCAGUGAACACGCCGCCGGCCGCUUCGGCACCGUUUAAUGCUCUGUCAGAGUCGCCGCCGAUUCUCAAGAGACACAAGCGCAGUGACACAAGUGACUCGGCGCCGCUGCUCGAGCGGUCGUCAGUGGAGCGGUCGUCGUUGGGGGCAUCGCCGGAGUCGCCAAUACCGCAGGCAGCGGUGCUUGGCAAUACGUAUACGUUUUCGCCAAACACACAGUUCUCGGCUCCGCAGGCCAUUAGCUCGCUAUUCCCCUCCAUCGAGAACAACAGCCCGCUGGUUAUCGGCAAUGGCGGCAACCAGGCGUACAUUGACCUGGCGCUGCAGCAGGGCCGGCAGGACCCAAAUCUGCUGCUAAACGACAAGUUCAUGGAGUUUCUGAUGCUGAAUAAUCAGUCGCAGAUGGUUGCGUCCCAGGGACAGCAGCCGCAGUCAGCACAGGUGCAGCAGUCGCAGGCAGUGCAGCCUGGGAUUGCACCGGAGCUGACUAUGAACCACGCGUCGGCCAACAACACGCCAAGCUUUUGACCAUUUUCCUCUCUCACUCGACAAAAAAAUUCUACAUGUAUCAAUAGCAACGGCGGGAUCCUGCAGCUGACGGGCUUGCGAUUCGCUCGCAUUUUGCCGAGCGGAUGUUGAUGCUCCCCGGAGUAGGGGAAAGUAUCUUUCCGACUGCCUAUAAAUUGCAAACAGACCUGGCUUCACGGCCCGCCCUC